Molecule: messenger RNA, 1871 nt
Organism: Pistacia vera
Lineage: Eukaryota; Viridiplantae; Streptophyta; Magnoliopsida; Sapindales; Anacardiaceae
Product: glucose-1-phosphate adenylyltransferase large subunit 1-like
Exons: 16
Coding region: 199-1791 (530 amino acids)
Biological process (GO): glycogen biosynthetic process
Molecular function (GO): glucose-1-phosphate adenylyltransferase activity
Source: RefSeq, a predicted model, not a curated record
AGAAUUAAUACAUGUGGUGAUUAAUUACCUGUUUUCAAUGGGUUGUUAGUGAGAUUGAAUUUGAAAUGCGUCCAAUUGUUUUGUGAUCCCUGCAAAUAGAACAAGAGAGCAACCUAACAACAGAAGCCAAGAGAGGGUUGUUCUGGAACUCGUUUAAAGGAAGAAGAGAACUCCUGAGCAAGUGACGUAUAGAAAACAAUGGCAAUGGAGUUACCUGGACUUAGCUCAUUAUCUCCAAGGAUGCCAUCACCAUCGCCCGAUAAAAAGGUGUUGUUAACUUCCUCAUUCUUGGGUAGUAAAGUGGGCGCCGGGCAGCCCAACAGCGUCAUAUCAGGUGUUCAGUUACGGAAGUUGAACAUUCCCACGAAAAGAUGUGCCACAAUUACGAAACGAUUCUCGGUUAAUUCUAUUCUUGCAGAUGUUGCCAAAGAUUUCAUGAGUUACCAGGCACCAGUACUUGCUAAACAGGAAGCAGACCCCAAGACUGUGGCCUCCAUCAUAUUAGGUGGUGGAGCCGGGACACGACUUUUUCCACUUACUGGAAGAAGAGCUAAGCCGGCCGUACCAAUUGGGGGAUGUUAUAGACUGAUAGAUGUCCCCAUGAGUAAUUGUAUCAACAGUGGAAUUAACAAGAUAUAUAUCCUUACCCAGUUCAAUUCUCAAUCUCUCAACCGACACAUUGCUCGAACAUAUAAUUUGGGAAAUGGUGUGAAUUUUGGUGAUGGUUUUGUGGAGGUAUUAGCAGCCACCCAAACGCCAGGUGAAUCAGGGAAGAAGUGGUUUCAGGGUACAGCAGAUGCUGUAAGACAGUUCAUCUGGUUGUUUGAGGAUGCUAAGCAUAGGAACCUUGAGAACAUUCUCAUUUUGUCGGGUGAUCAUCUCUAUCGAAUGGAUUAUAUGGACUUUGUGCAGCAUCACAUUGAUUCAGGUGCUGAUAUAUCAGUUUCUUGUCUUCCCGUAGAUAACAGUCGUGCCUCGGAUUUUGGGUUGGUGAAGAUUGAUGAAACAGGAAGGAUCAGGCAGUUUCUAGAGAAACCCAAGGGUGAAAGUUUGAGAUCUAUGCAAGUAGACACCACUAUUCUAGGACUAUCAGCUCAAGAAGCAAAGAAUACCCCAUACAUUGCAUCAAUGGGUGUAUAUCUGUUCAAGACAGAAGUUCUAUUGAAGCUUCUGAGGUGGCAUUAUCCAGAGGCCAAUGAUUUUGGGUCAGAAGUAAUUCCGAUGGCUGCAAAAGAUUUUAAUGUUCAGGCGUAUCUAUACAAUGGCUACUGGGAAGAUAUCGGGACUAUUAAAUCCUUCUUUGAUGCAAAUUUAUCCUUGACUGAUCAGCCUCCCAAGUUCCAAUUCUUUGAUCCAUCCAAACCAAUUUUCACAUCUCCUCGUUUUCUACCUCCAACAAAAAUAGAGAAAUGCCAGGUUAAAGAUUCUAUAGUUUCGCAUGGGUGCUUUUUGAGGGAGUGCAGUGUGGAACAUUCCAUUGUGGGGAUUCGUUCAAGACUGGAGUAUGGUGUGGAGCUAAAGGAUACCAUGAUGAUGGGUGCUGACUAUUACCAAACUGAGGUGGAAAUAGCAGCUCUUUUGGCACAAGGCAAAGUUCCAGUUGGCAUUGGAAGAGAUACCAAAAUUACGAAUUGUAUAAUUGACAAGAAUGCAAGAAUUGGAAAGAAUGUGAUAAUUGCAAACAAGGAUAAGGUGGAAGAGGCAGAGAGACCAUCUGAAGGAUUCUACAUUCGAUCUGGAAUUACAGUAGUAUUGAAAAAUUCAACAAUAAAAGAUGGGACGAUCAUUUAAGAUAAUUGAACAAAGAUAUGGCAAUGAGGAACAUCAGGGGUGCAUAGAUAUGUAUAUAUCACCACUUCAUUCUGUGGAGG